Cariama cristata (Red-legged seriema) is the source of this 1644-nucleotide messenger RNA. RefSeq names its product transmembrane protein 132E (gene TMEM132E). NCBI's taxonomy places the organism in Eukaryota, Metazoa, Chordata, Aves, Cariamiformes, Cariamidae. The annotation marks the transcript as partial. The record is from RefSeq and is a predicted model, not a curated record. The transcript is spliced from 4 exons.
AACACGGCCAUCCUGACGGGGCGGACAGUGGCCAUUCCCGUGAAGGUCAUCGCCAUUGAGCUGAGCGGCAUCAUUGUGGACGUCUCGGCUAUGGUCGAGUGCAAGUCCAACAACGAAGACAUUAUCAAGGUCUCCAGCAGCUGUGACUACGUCUUUGUCAGCGGGAAGGAGUCGCGGGGCUCCAUGAGCGCCCGGGUCACCUUCACCUACGAGCACCUCUCUGCCCCGCUGGAGAUGACGGUGUGGGUUCCCAAACUGCCGCUGCACAUCGAGCUCUCGGAUGCCCGGUUGAGCCAAGUGAAGGGCUGGAGGGUGCCCAUCCUGCCGGACAGGAGGUCGGUGCGGGACAGCGAGCACGAGGAGGAUGAAGAGGAGCGGAAGCAGAGCCGGGGCUGUGCCCUGCAGUACCAGCACGCCACGCUGCAGGUCUUCACCCAAUUCCACACCACGGCGGCGGAGGGCACGGGGCAGGUGGUCACCAUGCUGGGGCCCGACUGGCUGGUCGAGGUCACCGACCUGGUCAGUGACUUCAUGCGUGUGGAUGACCCGCGGGUGGCCCACAUGGUGGACAGCUUCACGCUGGCCGGGAGGGAGCCGGGCACCACGCUUUUCAAGGAAGCGCUCCUGAGCCUGUGGAUUUCCUACAGCGACGGCACCACAGCUCCCCUCUCCCUCUAUGACCCCAAGGACUACAACCUGGUGGUGAGCAGCCUGGAUGAGAAGGUGGUCUCGGUGACCCAGGACCGGGCAUUCCCCUUGGUGGUGGCAGAGAGCGAGGGCACAGGGGAGCUGCUGCGGGCUGAGCUGGUCAUCUGCGAGAGCUGCCAGAAGACCAAGCGCAAGAGCGUGCUCUUCACAGCUUUGGCCACCGUGCGGGUCCACUUUGGGUCCGAGGAGGACCCAACCUAUGACUACGACCACGUGCCCAGCAAGCCAGGGCUGGUGGAGACGGGGGCGAGCACCACUCUGCGGGCAGAGGUGGAGAGGAAAGCGGAGCCGAGCGAGGACAGUAGGAUGUCCAGUGCAUCUCAUCCCACCGAGGACUUCCCCACCAUCCCCACCGGCUUCGUCCAGGUGACCAGGGGGCUGACGGACCUGGAGAUAGGCAUGUACGCCCUCCUAGGUGUCUUCUGCCUGGCCAUCUUGGUCUUCCUCAUCAACUGCAUUGUCUUUGUGCUGAAAUACCGGCACAAACGCAUCCCGCCUGAAGGCCAGACCAACAUGGACCAUUCCCACCACUGGGUCUUCCUGGGCAAUGGGCAGCCCUUGCGGGCUCACAAUGACCUCUCCCCCCAGCCCGAGAGCCCCGGGAACCCCCUGGAAAAUGUCCAGACCUGCUGCCACGGGGACCACCACAGCAGCGGGAGCUCGCAGACCAGCGUGCAGAGCCAAGUCCAUGGCCGCGGGGACGGUUCCUCAGGGGGCUCCACGCGGGACCAGAGCGAGGACCCACUCAACUCACCCACCUCCAAACGGAAGCGGGUGAAGUUCACUACCUUUGCCACGCUGCCCUCUGACGAGCUGGCCUACAACUCCAUCCCCAUCGCCGAUGAGGAGGACUUGGAGUGGGUCUGCCAGGACAUGGGACUGCAAGACCCUGAAGAGCUUCACAACUACAUCCGCAGAAUCAAAGAGAUCGCUUAA